AUGCUUCGCCGUAGCAUGUGCCGCCUCGUCGGCCUCAACAAGGUUCAGACCUUGGAGCAGGCCGUCGCGGAAAUGACAGACGGCAUCUCCGUCGCGGUCGGUGGAUUUGGCUGCGUCGGCGUGCCAGAUGCGAUUAUUACUGCCAUGCGCAACAAGGGGGUAAAGGACAUUACUCUCUACACCGACUCGGCGGGUAUUGACGGCUUCGGUCUCGCCCGUCUCAUCGAGACUAAGCAGGUGCGCCGCAUCUGCUGUUCGUUCGUUGGCAUGAACAAGAUUUUCAAAAAGCGCUACCUCGAGGGCGACAUUGAGCUGGAGUUUGUGCCGCAGGGAACACUGGCGGAGCGCAUGCGUGCCGGCGGUGCUGGCAUCCCUGCCUUCUACACGGCGACGGCGUACGGCACACAGCGCCAGAUGGGAGGGCAGAUUAUCCGUUACAACAAGAACCGCGUGCCGUGCAUCAUCUCGGAGCCGAAAGAGACGCGGCAGUUCGGGGAGCGAUGGUACGUGCUGGAGACUACAAUCCGGUCGGACUACGCGAUUGUGAAGGCGCUGAAGGCGGAUAAGAGUGGAAACCUUGUGUUCCGCGGGACUGCGCGCAACUUUAACAUCCCCGCUGCACAGUGCGGACGAUGCGUGAUCGCGGAGGUGGAGCAGGUGGUGGAGAACGGCGAGAUCCACCCAGACGACGUGCACUUGCCUGGCAUUUACGUGGACCGCGUGGUGCAGGCCUCGUACGAGGUGCCGAUUGAGAAGCGGACUGUGUACGGUAGCGGCGCCGAGCCGAGCAGCGCGAACCAGAACUACGACCGUCAGAAGAUCGCGCGUCGCGCCGCGCUGGAGUUCGCGGACGGCACCUACGUAAAUCUCGGCAUCGGCAUCCCUACGGAGGCGGCGAACUACAUGCCCGCCAACAUGACGGUCACUCUGCACUCCGAGAACGGGCUGCUAGGCAUGGGUCCGUUCCCAACGUCGGACAAGGUGAGCGCUGACUGGAUCAACGCCGGCAAGCAGACGAUUUCGUUCCUGCCUGGGGCCGCGUGUUUUGACAGCGCGACGUCGUUUGCAAUGAUUCGCGGUGGGCAUAUGGACCUGACGAUGCUGGGUGCGCUUGAGGUUUCAUCCCACGGCGAUCUCGCAAACUGGGGUAUCCCUGGAAAGUUGGUCAGCGGCCCUGGUGGUGCGAUGGACCUCGUCGCGUGCGGCUCACGGGUGGUGGUGACGAUGUCACACUGCAAUAAGAGUGGCGACCCAAAGAUUGUGGAGCGGUGCUCGCUGCCAGUGACGGGCCUGCACUGCGUGAACCGCAUCAUCACGGAAAAGGCCGUGUUCGACGUGGUGAACAAGAAGCUCGUGCUGAAGGAGAUUGCGGAGGGUCUGACCGUGGAUGACAUCCAAAAGUGCACUGCUGCCUAUUUCGAGGUGGGCGAGGUGAAGCCGAUAGCGUACGCAGCCCCCAUGUCCAGCUCAAAGGAUGGGUGA
Molecule: messenger RNA, 1482 nt
Organism: Leishmania braziliensis MHOM/BR/75/M2904
Lineage: Eukaryota; Euglenozoa; Kinetoplastea; Trypanosomatida; Trypanosomatidae
Product: putative succinyl-coA:3-ketoacid-coenzyme A transferase,mitochondrial precursor
Exons: 1
Coding region: 1-1482 (493 amino acids)
Biological process (GO): ketone body catabolic process
Molecular function (GO): succinyl-CoA:3-oxo-acid CoA-transferase activity
Source: RefSeq, a predicted model, not a curated record